UUAAUCUUCCAGAAGAAAAAGAAUCCAUUUUUGCGCGGUGUUCGUCCAAAAACCAACUGCACAAACCCUCCGAAUUUGCUGAUAUUCGCGAAGAAUUCCACAUUGAAAACGACAGGUGAUAAAAUAUCUACCCACGAUUUUCAAUUGUGCGCGCGCGCGUGGCCCUCCCCCCACACAUGGUUUCUUCUGCAUGCACCCAAAUUGAAAAUCACCACCCCCACUCAGAAAAAAAAAAGUGAUUGCGCGUAUGGAUAUCUUAUUCAUUUUCUAAUAUGUGACCCAAGCGUGCAGAAAUUCGUGGGGCCUUUUUCCUCGAUUUUUUUUUCUUAUCUUAAUUUUUCCUGUGUUUCCUGGUUGUGAUUCUUCUGCUGCUAUCUUCACUGAUUUUGGGGAAUUCUGGGUUAUUGUGAGAUUUUUCAGCUGAUUUUGAAGCAGGUUUCUUAUGAGAGAUUUGUUUAGGGUUUCUAUUAAUUGAAGGUACAAAUUACAAUGAACGCUUGGGGAAGAAGUGGAUUUGUUCCAGUACAACUCUGUAUUUUCGCAUGGAUUAUUACUUGUAUAGUAAAUUGAUGUUUUUACGAAGAUCUGCUGUGUGUUGGAAAUGGUGAAAGUUAGUUAAUUUCAGAGGCCUUGAUGCCUGGGUGAUAUGUCAUCUGCAUCUCCACCUCAAAAUUCUCCGGUUGCUGCUGCUCCACCACCUAACUCUCUUAGUGAACCUCCAACCGCCGCAACUGAGCCACGACAGCCACCUCCUCCACCACCGGAAACACCUCCCAUGGAUUCUCUACCCCCAAUAUCAACUCCUCCUCAACCUGUAGCUCCACCUCCAAAAUCGCCGUCGCCGCCCGAUGGUCCACCAGCUGACUCGCCACCGCCACCUGUACCAACUGAUCCUCCUCCCAAUUCACCUCCACCUCCAUCAUCUAUGCCGCCGGAAAUUUCUCCUCCACCUCCGCCUCAGCCGUCAAAUAGCACCCCACCUCCGCCUAAGAAAUUGCCACCCCCACCAUCACCUAAGCCUCCACAGAUCCCCCCUCCUCCACCAUUGUCUAAACCACCUCCCGAAAGUUCACUGCCACCACCACCACCACAGCCACCAUCGCCACCGCCACCGCCAGUUUUGCCGCCCCCUAAGUCUGGAGCAACACCAGUUCCAUCUCCCCCACCCCCAGCAUAUUCACCAUCUUCAAAUUCUCUUCCAAAGUCAGCACCACCACCUGCAAUACAGUCAAAACCAUCUCCGCCCAUCGUUUUAUCACCACCAUCCCAUUUUCCUCCUUCACCGCCCCAUUCUCCUCCUUCACCGCCAUCCGUAGCUCCACGAGAUAUUUCAAGAACCAACAAUUCCAGUGGCAACGAAACGCAAAAUUCACCAUACUCGGGUAGUGGAAGCAUUAGUAAGGGAGGCAUUGUGGCAAUUGUGUUGGUACUCAUUUUCAUAGUUUUGGGAAUCGUUGGAUCUUCAGCCUGUCGUGCAUGGAAGCGGAAGAAAAAAUCUCCCGGACAUGGCAGUGGUUACAUUAUGCCGACCUUUCUUGGUUCUCCUCAAGAAUCAGAUUCUGCCCUACUUAAGGUGCAAAUGUCGGCACACAAAAAUGGAAGUGGCUCGGUCAAAGGUAUCGUCUAUUCGUCCCACGACCGCAUUGACUUUGUCAAGUCUAGGUCGUGUUUCACCUACAAAGAACUAGCUGAAGCCACUAACGGGUUUUCAGCACAUAAUCUCUUGGGUGAAGGUGGAUUUGGGUAUGUGUACAAAGGAAGCCUUGAUGAUGGUAGAGAAAUUGCAGUUAAGCAGUUAAAGAUCGGUGGAGGCCAAGGGGAGCGUGAAUUCAGAUCUGAAGUGGAGAUAAUAAGUCGUAUACACCAUCGCCAUUUGGUUUCGCUCGUUGGUUAUUGCAUUCACGAGAAGAGAAGGCUGCUUGUGUAUGCCUAUGUUCCUAAUAAUAACCUCCACUUCCAUCUUCAUGGUGAAGGUAGGCCAGCUUUGGAUUGGGCUACACGUGUAAAGAUUGCUAUUGGUGCAGCUCGCGGAAUAGCUUACCUUCAUGAAGAUUGUCAUCCUCGUAUCAUCCAUAGAGAUAUCAAGUCAUCAAACAUCCUUUUAGAUAACAACUUCGAAGCUCGGGUUUCUGAUUUCGGACUUGCAAAAUUAGCUGUGGAUGCAAAUACACAUGUGACCACACGCGUAAUGGGUACUUUCGGGUAUAUGGCUCCUGAAUAUGCUUCCAGCGGCAAAUUGACUGAUAAGUCCGAUGUAUAUUCAUACGGGGUUGUGCUUUUGGAGUUGAUUACGGGACGCAAGCCCGUAGAUACAUCUCAGCCCCUAGGAGAAGAGAGCUUAGUUGAGUGGGGUCGACCUUUGCUUGGUCAUGCACUCGAGACUCAGGAUUUUGAAGGGUUGGCAGAUCCAAUGCUUGAAAGGCAAUAUGUCGAUAGUGAAAUGUUCCGGAUGGUUGAAGCUGCAGCAUCGUGUGUUCGCCAUUCAUCCGCAAAGAGACCUAAAAUGGGACAGGUGGUUAGGGCUUUGGACUGUAUGGAUUCCACGGAUUUGACAAACGGGAUGAGAGUGGGCGAGAGUGAAAUAUUUAACUACAGUGAUCAAUCUGCAGAAAUUAGAUUGUUCCGGAGAAUGGCGUUUGGUAGUCAAGAUUAUAGUACAGGUUUUUACAAUCAAAAUAGCUGGAGUAGUGGCAAUCAGGUAAAUAGCAGGAGAUUAUGAUAUUAAUGCAAUGAAAGAUGGAAUCUUGAUGUAAAUGCAGUGGCAGUUCUUUUUGUAUGUAGUUUAUAUCAUUAGUUAGGUUUUUGUGAGUUGUUGAUUUCUGUUCAUGUUAAUUUUAUAUAUAUAACAAGAUAUAUUUCUUUUAA
This is a messenger RNA of Erythranthe guttata (spotted monkey flower), 2865 nucleotides long. RefSeq names its product proline-rich receptor-like protein kinase PERK10. Gene Ontology annotation, molecular function: ATP binding; protein kinase activity. Gene Ontology annotation, biological process: protein phosphorylation. The record is from RefSeq and is a predicted model, not a curated record. Lineage: Eukaryota; Viridiplantae; Streptophyta; Magnoliopsida; Lamiales; Phrymaceae.